Lachancea dasiensis is the source of this 657-nucleotide messenger RNA. NCBI's taxonomy places the organism in Eukaryota, Fungi, Ascomycota, Saccharomycetes, Saccharomycetales, Saccharomycetaceae. The record is from the annotation of a GenBank genome assembly.
AUGGAGGAGAUAAUAGUGUUACAAACUUUAUAUUCUUUGCUGGUACAAAGUAAGAGCAACCGGGUGUCCUUGGUGAGACUACAGACGGAAAUCAAUGAAAACCCUCUGAUGACUAGGCUGGUCCCUUGCACAGGCAAGCCAGUGCUAUCUGUGCACGACAUUUUGGAAAUAAUCAAGCGUUUGUUCCCCAAGAAGACGUCGCUCACAGAGGGCCAAUUAACAUUUUACAACCUUCAGCUGGGCGAGAUGCGCGAAAAGCUGUUUGAGCUGUUUGAAGAUAUCAAGAGCAGGCUCACGAGGCAGAUAGGCGAGUGCGAACCGACAAUCGAAGCAUUGCUCAAGGAUAAUACCACGUCGCAGCGAACGCGGCUACUUGUGCUAUGCAGGGACACGCUGCUGAACAAAUUCGAAGAACAUGAGAAGUCCAAGAUGUAUGCUAAGAGUAUAGGGCAGGCCGUGAUACGAGAACCAUUAGACCUCCGCCUGAUACGCCAGCGAACGCCGGCGAGUAUUUUAGAACCGCAAGCGUGGUUGCAAAUGUGCGUGGCCAACGCUACCAUGUACCACCCCACAGGAAGCGCUGAAUGGCGGAACGCACGCGCAAGCCAGGCCCAGCUGGAUGAGACGAUUGGGUUUGUAAGAAGCGUGCUAGAGUAG